GUCAAACUACCUAACGGUUACUGAGUUGGGUAGUGUGGUAUCGACGGUUGAGAGGUUAGGUGUCAAUGUUCUGUUAAAAUACAUUUUAACUGUUUUUUUUAAUAGUGCGAGUAUGCCGACAUGGAAUCAGAUUCAGUCACAAUUACGAAAUCCCAACAACCCAGUAGUAUUUUUUGACAUUAGCGUUGGAACGACCGAAAUUGGACGAAUGAUACUUGAGCUUUUUGCAGAUGUUGUACCAAAGACAUGUGAAAAUUUUAGAGAAUUUUGUACAGGGGAGUAUCGACGAGAUGGUGUGCCUCUUGGAUAUAAGGGAGCAAUAUUCCACCGUGUUAUAAAAGACUUCAUGAUUCAGGGUGGAGAUUUUGUAAAUGGUGAUGGUACAGGAGUGAUGAGUGUGUAUGGUGGAGGAACAUUUGCAGAUGAGAAUUUCAACUUGAAGCAUGAUGCUCCUGGUUUAUUAUCUAUGGCAAACAGUGGUAAAGACACAAAUGGAUGUCAGUUUUUCAUUACAUGUGCAAAGUGCAACUUCCUGGAUGGAAAACAUGUUGUGUUUGGUAGAGUCGUGGAUGGACUGCUGGUGAUGAGAAAAAUAGAGAAUGUUCCUACAGGUCCAAACAACAAACCAAAAAUUCCAGUUGUCAUAUCACAGUGUGGUCAGAUGUAAUGCCAUUCAUGUAUAAGACUUGAAGUUCUCAGUGAUGAAGAUUCAUGCAUUGUCUUGACUAUGAUAGCCUGUUGCAGUCUAAUAGCUAGGUUCCACCAACAUUCCAAAGAAUUUACUAGAGUAGGAGACAGUGAGUUCCUCCAGAACAUUGGUACUCAUCUGCAAGACUACAUCAGAGGUCAUAAUGACCUAGAUCACAGUAUGAAUUAUUCAUAUGCUUGAGAUGAUGCACAUCAGUUACAAACUUUCCAAGAUACAAUAUCUAAAUAAAGACUGACACAAUCCAAAAUGAAAAUUCUGUA
Cryptotermes secundus is the source of this 969-nucleotide messenger RNA. RefSeq names its product peptidyl-prolyl cis-trans isomerase H. Lineage: Eukaryota; Metazoa; Arthropoda; Insecta; Blattodea; Kalotermitidae. Gene Ontology annotation, cellular component: intracellular membrane-bounded organelle. Bases 113 to 667 code for a protein of 184 amino acids. The transcript is spliced from 4 exons. The record is from RefSeq and is a predicted model, not a curated record. Gene Ontology annotation, molecular function: peptidyl-prolyl cis-trans isomerase activity. Gene Ontology annotation, biological process: protein folding; protein peptidyl-prolyl isomerization.